Messenger RNA from Linepithema humile (Argentine ant), 2182 nucleotides. It is a transcript of the gene ari-2, whose product is annotated as E3 ubiquitin-protein ligase ari-2. Gene Ontology annotation, biological process: positive regulation of proteasomal ubiquitin-dependent protein catabolic process; protein polyubiquitination; ubiquitin-dependent protein catabolic process. Lineage: Eukaryota; Metazoa; Arthropoda; Insecta; Hymenoptera; Formicidae. Gene Ontology annotation, cellular component: cytoplasm; ubiquitin ligase complex. The record is from RefSeq and is a predicted model, not a curated record. Gene Ontology annotation, molecular function: zinc ion binding; ubiquitin conjugating enzyme binding; ubiquitin protein ligase activity.
ACCAGACAGAGACAAGGAGAGAGAGACGUGAUACGCUUUCGCGUGCUCGCGCGUCCAUUCGUUACGAUAGUUAUUCCGCCGGUCGCAUAUAAUCGUCACAAAGUUCCUUUUGACAGCCGCGCACACUCGCGCACGUUCUCGCACGUAGAAACGAGUACAUAAAUGCAUUUCUCUUGAUAAUCGCGAGGCCACAGCCGACCGAAGGUGGGUCGCUCGAAAAACGGUUUGCUCGCGCUCCGCGCACGACUGUCGUCGUGACUGCACCCGUCCGCGCAUUUACGCGGUGACAUUGUUUGUUGAGACCGCAUUCUCCCGCAGGUAGCGAGGGAGAUAGCUCGAGCAGUCGCUUUCAGACAGGUCACAGAAGCGCGAAUGAUGUCGAGCGAGAAUGAGAGUGAAAUGGAUUGUUCGGACUCCGAUUGUGGAGAUCCUGGCUAUGAGGAUUAUUACAAUGUACAGCCGUGGGGUGGCGAAGUGGAUAACGACGUGGACCCGGAGCAGAAUAGAAGGGAUCACGAGUAUGCAGUACACGACUGUUUACGAGUGGAGGAAGUGGAACGACUUUUGAAUGAGAGUGUAGAGGUGUUAAGUAACAGCCUUCACAUAACGCCAUCCUUAGCCAAAGUAUUGUUACAUGCACACAAUUGGGCGUUACAAGACAUCGUCACAAAGUACCGUACCAAUGCUUCCAGUUUAUUGAUUAGUUCAAAGAUUAAACCCACCCCUGAACAAGUGCCAGGAUUGAAAGGUCAGAGGGGUAGUUCGUGCUCAGUUUGCGUUAUGGCUUUUCCCGCAGAUAAGUUUUCUACACUUACAUGCGGACAUUCGUUUUGCAAAGACUGUUGGUGUAUGCAUUUUGAAGUACAAAUAACUCAAGGUAUAUCUACCGGUAUAAGCUGCAUGGCACAAGAUUGCGAUAUUCUAGCUCCAGAAGACUUUGUCCUUUCUUUACUCACUAAGCCUAACAUGAGAGAAAGGUAUCAGCAAUUUGCCUUCUGUGAUUACGUCAAGUCUCACCCGCAACUACGAUUCUGCCCUGGUCCAAAUUGCCAAAUAGUUUUGCGCUCGAAGGAACAACGAGCAAAAAGAGUCAUGUGUUCAUCUUGUAAAACUAUAUUCUGCUUCCGAUGUGGCAUGGAGUAUCAUGCACCUACCGAUUGCAGUACAAUUAAAAAGUGGCUGACAAAAUGUGCGGAUGAUUCUGAGACAGCAAAUUACAUUAGUGCUCAUACCAAAGAUUGCCCAAAGUGUCACAUCUGCAUUGAGAAGAACGGCGGUUGCAAUCACAUGCAAUGUUACAAUUGUAAACACGACUUUUGCUGGAUGUGCCUUGGGGAUUGGAAAGCACACGGUAGCGAGUAUUACGAAUGCUCGCGUUACAAGGAGAACCCGAAUAUUGCGCACGAAAGCGUUCACGCGCAGGCAAGAGAAGCUCUCAAAAAGUAUCUUCACUAUUACGAACGAUGGGAGAAUCAUAGCAAAUCAUUGAAAUUGGAGGAACAAACGUUAGAGGGUAUCAAGAUGAGAAUCAAUAAUAAAGUGAUGAAAGCGAGCGGCACGUGGAUAGAUUGGCAACAUCUGUUCGAAGCGGCAUCGCUUUUAGCACGUUGCCGUUACACUCUGCAAUACACGUAUCCGUACGCCUAUUACAUGGAAUCUGGCCCGCGUAAAGAACUGUUCGAGUAUCAGCAAGCUCAAUUAGAAGCCGAAAUAGAGAACCUUUCAUGGAAGAUCGAACGAGCGGAAACAACGGAUCGUGGAGAUCUAGAAAAUCAAAUGGAUAUUGCGGAAAAACGUCGUGUCACUUUGCUAAAAGAUUUCCUCGAGGUAUAAUUAGUUGAGUACUAGCCUCUUGUACUCUCACUCUCAAGUUACAAAAUCGAACAAAUUUGGAUCGUAAUGAUAAGUUUUUACUUUUCAAGUGGAUCUACGAUCCGCAAUCUAAUUGCAAAAGUUUCAUUGAACAUUAACAUUUGACAACUUAUAUUGACUAUAUAAAUUAUUGAGAUCAUUGUAAAUUCAAUAUAUAAGUAGUACACAUUGUAUAUAUUUAGUAUGCUUUUUGUAUACAAAGUGUACUAAAUAUAUAAAAAUAGUAUCAAUGUGUAUUGUACAAUAUGUAUCUCAAAUGUAUAAGUUAUUAUUGUAUUCAUAAAUUAUUCGCACAAAGUAUACAUAUAAA